Messenger RNA from Thermochaetoides thermophila DSM 1495, 1023 nucleotides. RefSeq lists its product as uncharacterized. The transcript has a single exon. Gene Ontology annotation, biological process: regulation of cyclin-dependent protein serine/threonine kinase activity. The record is from RefSeq and is a predicted model, not a curated record. Gene Ontology annotation, molecular function: cyclin-dependent protein serine/threonine kinase regulator activity; protein kinase binding. The coding region runs from base 1 to 1023 and encodes 340 amino acids. Gene Ontology annotation, cellular component: cyclin-dependent protein kinase holoenzyme complex; nucleus. Lineage: Eukaryota; Fungi; Ascomycota; Sordariomycetes; Sordariales; Chaetomiaceae.
AUGACGAAUCAAGACAACCCAUCAACGGACGCGACCCAGGUUGAACACUCCCAACCUACGACUGUCGAGCGCCCGCCCCCAACCCCAGUUCCCGAGGCGGAUCCGAAACUCCUCGAGCAUGCGCGUCGCGAGAGCGCCGUCUCAGCGUCCCCAGAGGAAAUCGACGACAUCUUUAAAGUCCCGCCCGUCAUGGCGCUCGAUCUGCUUAGCGCCGGCAUCGAGGCGCUGGUCAACAUGACCGGCGACAUCCCGCCGACCCCGCCCCCACGCAGCCCCCCCAUUCCACACAUGCGGGGCAUGGAGGCCGAAAAGCAGAGCAUUGUGCGGUCGAACUCGGAGAAGAGCCUUGCGCGGUUGAGGCGAAACUCGGCGGCGAGUAUUCAGCCGACGAAAUUACCUGCUCAGCAUUCCACAGCCACACAAGCAUCGCAAGCAAUGACGCCAGCGCAGGAGGCGAUAGAUGGUGUCCAGUUGAAGAACCAGCCGACGCAAUUACAGAGCCAACUUGCGCCGUAUAUUAUUGUCGGGGAGAACUCACAACCCCUGAAUCUCCAACACAGCGCCAUCACACGCAAGUUCUACUGCCGCGUCCCGCCGCCAAUUUCUAUCACUGAUUACCUCCGGCGCAUACACCGGUAUUGUCCCAUGUCGACAGGUGUCUACCUCGCCACAUCUCUUUACAUUCAUCGCCUCGCAGUUGUGGAGCGGGCUAUUGCCGUGACGAAACGGAAUGCGCACCGAUUGUUGUUGGCUGGGUUGAAGGUAGCGAUGAAGGCGUUAGAAGACCUGUCGUACCCACACUCGCGGUUUGCAAAGGUUGGUGGUGUCAGUGAGAGGGAGAUGGCGAGGCUGGAGAUCAGUUUUUGUUUCCUGACGGGGUUUGAGUUGGCUGUAAGGGAGACCGUAUUGAGAGAACAUUGGGAGAUGUUGAGACGGGGCGUGGAGGUUUGGAAUAUUCAGGAUGAGUUGGUUGAGCAGGAGGUUGAGGAAGCUGGGAAGAGUGAAGGAGACGGUAAUCCCUGA